Messenger RNA from Rotaria sp. Silwood1, 1992 nucleotides. The record is from the annotation of a GenBank genome assembly. NCBI's taxonomy places the organism in Eukaryota, Metazoa, Rotifera, Eurotatoria, Philodinida, Philodinidae.
AUGAGCCGGCAACUGAAUUUGAAAGAAUCGUUUGCAAAUGCAAACAAGAGAAGACGUUAUUCUAAUGAAGAUAUUGCAUCCUCAACGUUAUCAUCAUCACCACCAGUUUGCUCAACCACAUCAUCGUCUACAGAAGUCUUGCUAUCCAUUUCACUGACAUCAACACCAUCAUUCUUAUCACAAUCAAUUUCAUCACCAACGGAACCAAUAACGCCGCCGAUAUUUCAGUUACAGACAACAGUCUCUGUUUCUUCUCCAUCAAAAGAUUCUGAACUCUCUGUUGUCGAUGAACAGAAUCGUACUCCAACUGUUUUUCAAAGUCUCUCAUCAAACAGUAUAAUUUCAACUGCAUCAUGUAUCGAUAUGUAUGAUCCGAAUGAUAUUGGUAAUUUUAUUGAUGGAUCGGUUACUGAACAAGAUAAUACUCGAAUCUAUGAUGUACUUAAAAAACCUUGGACUCCACCACUCUUCUACAAGUUUCCGAAAGUCGACCAUAAAGGACAUUCUCGAUCGUACUUAUCUAUUCAUGGUGAUAGUGAAACAUCAGCUCUUUCUGGUGCAUAUCACAAAUCAAUCUCAUCGGACAUUGAGUUUAUUACGUCACUUAUCGUUGUUUCUCGUGUCUUCGCCCUUACGAAACCAUAUACUGAAAGUCUACAAUCACCAACAUGUGAACUCGUACAAUGCUACGACAAGAUCGAAGAAUUGGCAUUGUAUUUAAUUGAACUCUUGAAUGAUGAUCAUAUGGAUAAAUUACACGACGAUUUAAUUCAAUUUGCUGCUCAACAUGAUAUUCCAUUUGUACUUUCGCGUCGAAAGAAAAUAACACCACGUACAUUCUUCGAAUCAAUUCAUCAAGCUUUUAUUUCAAGCACAAUCGAUGAAUUGGGUCCACGAUUUUCUACACAUCAGAAGCUUGCCGUAAAAAUCUCCAAAUUAAUGCCUGUUCAUGUUAAGGAAGUCGAUUUCGCUGAUAUGAAGGAUACAUUCGAAUUUUACAAGGAAGAUCUGCUUAAUAUUCAACUUUAUUAUUCAUCCAAAAUGGAUACUGAUCAUGGACGUAAUUUAUGGCACCCUAUGAAACGACUUUCAGAUGGAACAUAUCAACAUAAAGCUCGAUGGCCUAAUGUACUUAAUGCAAUGUUUUCCAUUUAUCCAUUAUUAACCUAUAAAUCAUUUGAUCAAGCAACAAUUAUGUUUAAACAUAUGAUUUUCACUGGAUUACCAUAUAAACGAUCACCUUGUUGGGGUAUUUUUCAAGAACCAAAUAGAUUAAUAAAUUAUUAUCCAUUUAAUAUAGAAGAAUAUCGACGAGCUUAUUUAACAUUUUCAGAAUGGAUAUUGAAUAAUUUUGAAUUAUAUUCUAAAUUUGAAUUGACACCUAUUCAAAAGAAAUUACAAGAGACUCAUAAAUCAGAACAAAUACCUAUUUGUUAUGGACUAUGUCAUCAAAAUCAGUCAUUUAGUCAAUCAUCAAGCGAAAGAACAUUUAGUGGAGAAUAUAUUGCUGUUUUAAAUCGUGCUGGUAUUGGUCGUCGAGAAUUAAUCAAUGCUGAUGAAAUAGUACAAGGACUAUUGAAAGCAUUUCCAGAUGAUAAAAAUCCUUAUUUACGUGUUUGGCCAAAACAAUUUGAUUUUAAUGAUGAUCUUUAUGAAUCAGCACGUAUGGCUCGAUCAAUUCGUGUUUUUAUUGAAGUUCAUGGAGUUGGUUUAUCAAAUACUGUAUUUAUGCGACCAGGUGCAAUUCUCUAUGAAAUCACUCCACCUGGUUGUCGUAUAUUGACAUUCUUUUAUCGACGUUGGGCAGAAGUAUUCAAUCUACAACAUGCAUUAUGGAGUCCUGGGGAUACAGGUGAUUCUUGUAUACAUGAGGGAGCAACUAGAGUAAAUGUCGAUGAAGUUGUUAGUGAUGUGAUCAAUUUAGUUAAAAAUGAAAAUCGAUAUCGAAGUGGUUAUUUAUCUCGAGCACUUGAUCUUAUUGUAAAAGAAUAA